ACAGUGACGACUCGAAUAUGAUUGCUUCGCUCAUCGGGGCUUCACUCACGUCUAUGACGUAACGGUCGCCAAGGUUACAGGGUCUCAAUUCCCCGCGCGGGAAUUUGUUAUUGAUAUGGAGCCUGUUGGCAAUGCUGAGUAACUUGUGAUAUGGACGCUUUUCUUCUCUUCAGUUUCUAAAGAUGUUGAUCAAUAAGUGAAGCAGUGAAUUCAGCUGGUUCUUUUGUCACACAAAGGAAAUGGACACAGAAAACGGAGUAAGUGCCGAAAAGUUUACCGCUUCCCUGGCGAAAGCAAGCGAGAAAGCAGUGGCAUAUCUGGGUAGUGUAGGUAAGCGAUCAAAGUUUGGGCUAAGUAGCACUUGCCCUUGCAUUAUUUUGACGAUGUUAUUGUCUGUUGUAAGUUUUGAUAGUUUUGAAAUUGCGUUUACCAUCGAAAUAGGUGAAAUGACAAUAACUGUGGAAAACACUAUGUGGAGAGGAGAGCCUUGUUAUCUUGUUCAUGCUAACAGUCAUGGGUCUAUAGACCAAGUACCUAUUGGGACAUCAGUAACAGCUUAUGUCGGAAGAUCUCUUCAGACAUUUGAACAAACCCAUUAUGAAUAUGUCAAGAUACCGGAUAACCCUCUGGAUAAAAAGACUCUUAUUGUACUGGAUGAGGAUGGAACAUACUCUGUGAAGAAGACUGAAUCACAAGGAGAUGAAAUGCAGAGAACUGACAAAUAUUUCAAAAAAGAAUUAUUCCAGGGUUUUAUAUCUGAAGGUUCUAAUCUGUUGCUACAGAGAAUCAUGGUAAAAAGAGGAGUUCCCGAGGACAUGACAUUUGUUGCAUUUGACUCAACAACUAGUCUGUGUACUUCAUCUUAUAAAAUGCUUGGCAAGUCAGAGAGGAGAAUUGGUUUGCAACAAGUUCAUGCGGUGGGACUGAAUCGUACGAUUCAUUCAGUUGAGGAGUCGCCUACCACUUGGGAAUCGUACUUCUUGUCGACAGGGCAUCUCGCAAGUCGAACACAGCUGGGUUCUGGGGUGACCAUGACCUUGUCAAGAAUUCCAGAGGAACAUCAGAUUACAAAUACAGACUUAUCAGAAGAGACAACAGAAGUUAAACCACUCAAAUGGGAAGAAGAUAUGCAACUAUUUUCGCGUUUUUUAGACCGAAAGGCGGAGUUGGCUGACGAUCACGCAACCUACAUGAGAAGGCAUCCAGAGCUGCGGGCUCUCCUUGCCGACUUUCUGCAAUUCUUACUGCUUCGAAAACCUGAUGACGUCACCGGCUUCGCCUCUGAGUUUUUUGGCGCGUUUUCUACAGCCGCGCCCUCUGUACCUUCAUUCGCUCGCUCUUCUCCAGGUCCUGCGCGACCUUCCUCUAUGCCUUGAGGACUUUGAGAUACUUGGCCUCAUGCAGUCCUUCCUCACAUCCCCUUCAGACAAGCAGCUUCAGUCAAUAUUGUACAUGAUACGAAAAGAGAAUUCAUAUAGUUUAAGUUACAAUGUUUUCCUUACCUCAUGAAAUUUUUGUUAGUGUGUUCUCGGUGGUGAUUUUAGCAGUUGAUCAGCUCAAAUAUGGGUGAGAAGCGUUAAGUAGUCAUUUGUCUCUAAUUAAAGGAUUCAUGGCUCACCAA
Molecule: messenger RNA, 1621 nt
Organism: Pocillopora damicornis (cauliflower coral)
Lineage: Eukaryota; Metazoa; Cnidaria; Anthozoa; Scleractinia; Pocilloporidae
Product: ciliogenesis-associated TTC17-interacting protein
Biological process (GO): cilium organization; actin filament polymerization
Source: RefSeq, a predicted model, not a curated record